UUUCUGCCUUUGGCCUGUAGGAAUUGCAGCGUCCAAUCCAAACCGGAGACCGCGGUACAGUCGCAAAUGCAGCUGUCAGGGCGAAUCUUGUCAAUUAUGCCUUUUCGUGACUCCGGCAGACCCUUAGGUCGGCAAUUCUGAUAAGAUAGGAUCUCGCCAGGUAGUUUGCACAUCUCCUGGCCUGAAAAGCAAAGGUCUACCGCUGGAUGGACAGGAGAGCGGGACAAGGGGGCAUAAUCCUAGCUUAUCCACCCAGGGACUAAAGACACGAAAGAGCUACAAACAGUUUUAUGAAAUAUAUAUAUAUAACAACAACAAACAACAAUUGUAUUUGAUUUUUGUUUUGUAGAGAGCUGUGAUCGAUUGUUUUUAUUACCUCCUGUUUUUGGAGAUUCUGUUUUUUUUGUUUUGUUUUUCUGUUGUUGUUUUUUAUUUCAAAUUAUUGAGACAUUCCGUAACGAGAAGACUGGUUUGUGUGGUGGAUUAAAGAAAAAACAGAGAAGAAAACUGUUAGUAUAUGGAUCAUCAGCAAUAUAGAUACGGAUAAUCGACACGUGAAAUUAAUCACAGGACAGUUAUCUCAAAGACCAUUGUUCUUUCAUUCCUUCAUCUUUGUCUCGUGUCGUCCCUGCCGGAGAUGUCGCUUCAUCCGCUCGGAUACACCUAUACAACGACAUCACCACCGCUGUCAGCGUCACAGCUUCGGAGCACCAGUUCGCCUACCACGACAAUGCCCGGGUCGUGCUGCGAGAAUGGCCGAGCUCUGGUGACAAACCCGCACACGGGACAGACCGUGUGUUCGUGCCAGUACACCCCCAGCCUCAUGAGCUACUCCAGAGUUGCGGGCCUUGCCGACAGUCUGUACCAGGCGUCGCCCUACUCGACCCAGGGCUACGUACCACUAGGAGCAGAACAUUCCGCGUUCUACCCACCACUGAAUGGGCAUUACGAGCUGAAGGAGCCGGGAGAAACAUGGCGGGGCAUCAGUCAACCGACAGCCUGUUACCCGUAUGACACUGCCAUGGCCGCAUACCCCUACAGCAAUGCUUACGGAACUGUGGAUCUCAACAGUGCUGCAAGACGAAAGAACGCCACGAGGGAGAACACGAACACACUGAAGGCGUGGUUGUACGAACACAAGAAGAACCCGUACCCGACCAAGGGAGAGAAGAUCAUGUUGGCCAUCAUCACGAAGAUGACCUUGACCCAGGUCUCCACGUGGUUCGCCAACGCCAGGAGGAGGCUCAAGAAGGAGAACAAGAUGACGUGGUCGCCCAGAAAUCGAUCGGGCGAAAACGACGACGACGAGGACGACGACGAAAAUAAGAACAAGUCUGACAGCGACGAUGAGGUGGAUGGAGAGAAGAAUGGCGAGCACGGAGUGAAAGAAGAAAAGUCAGAUGAUGAUGAGGCGAAAGCUGGAAAAAUAAACGAACGCCUACCAAAAAUAGACUUAGGAAGUCGUGUACCAAGUUUCCCUGGUGACACCAGCAGAUCGGCAAUAGGGAGUUUAUCGGAUGAAAGUGCGCAUGCGUCCGUGUCCUCUCCGGCUGACCCGACCUCUGUGGGACUGGGACUGGGCGUGUCGACGGCACCAGACAACAAACGGCCGGACUCACUGUGUUCCAACAGCAACGAUUCUGGCUUGAGCGACGUGAACGGCAGUUUUAAUGACAUCACGGGUUCUUGCGAUCCGAACGCGAUGCCCCCGAAAAUCUGGUCACUGGCUCGCGUGGCUACGUCGGACACGGGAUACCUGAACACGAGUCCAUCGGCUCGAACCUACUCCUCUUCUUCAUCCGCCAGUCGUUUCUCGGAGGACAAGCAACACCCCUCCCCUUCUCUGCCCUUAGCGGGAGAGGCGUGGGGAGACAGGGUGCUCCCUGGGAGUUCGUUGUAUACGGGUAGCUCGUUUAGCCUCACGGGCAUAAAAUCCGAGCAGCCAGGGCUUGCGCAAGGGUUAGCGGCCCUACCCAACAGACUAAUCACAAGCAAUAUUAGCCGGGCUUAUUCGCAGCUUAGCCAGCUAUGUCCUAGUCCACCAAUGUCAUUGGAAUAGACUCGAAUGUUAUGGGUGAAUUAACAUAAAACUGUAUGCUGUUCAUGAUGUUUAAUUCCAGAAAAAAAAGCUCCAGACGUUUUCAAAUAAUUUCUGGUGUGAUCCAAACUGGAUGGUUUUGAGAACAGAACACCUUACACCAUUGAAACCAAGGCGAAUGAUUGACUUAUUUGAAUAUUCAGGGUAACCUCUUGUAAAACCUCUGUUGUGAGCAAAUGUUCAAAACGAAUAUUCAAUGAAUAUGUUGAAGACACAUUCUAACUUAUAUGAUCUUAUAUCAAAAUCGCUACAGCUGCGAAAUAUGCUGAUGUAAGAGACGAUUAAAUAUUUGUUGAGAAUAAUAAGCUGCCACAAAGCACGGUAGACCUGGGCAAAAGGGAUUACCCAAUAUACAUUAUAUAUUCAAGAAAAGAUUCACCGUGGUAUAGUUUGUAUGUAAAAUACAUUUUUAAUAGCAAACCAUUAAAAACUUUCUUAUCAGCAACAAUUAUCUGGGAGUGACUUUUCAAGAAUAGCUGCUAAAAACUCGCUAUUCAUGAGCAACGGUUCUUGAUCUUGAUUCAUCUCAUAUUUGUACCAGUAAUAAUAUAACCUGUAUUCUUAGUGUUAAUAUAUCAAGUCUCACAACGGUAACGAACUGGUGAAUGAACACAGAUUAUUCUUGCUUGUUGAUUGUAAAACUGUGAUGCCAAACAAGUACGUCAGUAGUGGCCAAAUAUUCUAACCUGAUUCUGAGACUAUGUCCAAGAAACAAUUUACGCUGUAUUGUUAUACCAUAAAAAGAAGAAGAGAAAAACAGAGAAAAAAAAAAAGGAGAAAAAAAAAUCUGCCACGUGAGCGAAAACUCUUGAACCCAGAUACUCGUAUGUACUCAAGUGCUAAGUUAAUUGACUUUCUGUGUUUUUCAUCCUGGCAGUAGCGUUUCGACCUCCGCCGAGAACGUAAAUCGCCUGUGCUAAUGUGUAUGCCAUGAAUUGGCGAUAUGGAGAGGAAACUAUUCUACAUAUAUUUGCAAACCGCCGGUCAGUUAAAAUAUAAGAAUAAGGACGACAGACUUGGCGUCCCCAGGUUUUUUAAAUUUAUAAAUUCACCAACAAAAUAAGCUGCCUGGGGACACAAUGGAGUCAAAUUUCAAUCGAGAUGGGUCAAGUUUAAUGGUUUCAUUCAUGGCAAAUUUUGUAAAUCACUUUACCUUUUCCGUUAUGAUUCGUUUUUUGUUCUUAUUCAUUUAUAUGCAUUGUCACACAGCCAGAAAUGUGAUAUGCAUACUGUGAUGCAGUUUGUAGUUGCACUGAAGGUAAAGCAUUUGUAAGGAGGGUCUUGGGGUUAUGUUCCCAAGACCAUCGGGUUUGUUUACUGUAUUCCAAAACCCGCGUUUGACAGUGCGAACGUAGCUAUUUUAAUAAUGCAGUAGACAUUUUAUUUAAAUCGGCGCCCUCGUGAUCACCCCGUUGUGAUUGUCAGGUCUUAACUUCCCACGUGAAUGGAUCCAUAAGUGUUAACUUUUCUUGUGAAUCUGGUUCCUUAUUUUAUCGAACAUACCAAAUUUAUAAAAGAACACCAUUACUGAAUAUGACUGAAAAAUAUGUGAACGAUAAAACAAAACAUAUAUCUUGGUUUGUUACAACUUUAACGAUUGAUUUGUGAAUGUGACAUUAUGAAGUCUGUGUUACGAAAAUUAAAAUAAUACUUUUCUGUCAACCACAAACUAAGAACACCGUGAAGUGGAGCAAAGAACCGAUAUUGUGUGUGUGUGUGUGUGUGUGUGUGUCCACAGAUUCUUGAUGUUUUCGCUAUAAUAUCUAUAUGAAGACUGUCUGUUUGAAUUACACCCUAGUGGGUGACAAAAAACUGACAGUGAUUAUGGAUAUGUAAUUUAAAAACUAAAUUCAGUGAGGCAAUGUCACUGAUAGUAUAAUCUACUGUAUUAUGAUCAAUAUAUAUAUAUACGAGAUUAAAACAUAUGACUAUAUAUA
This is a messenger RNA of Gigantopelta aegis, 4035 nucleotides long. RefSeq names its product homeobox protein araucan-like. The transcript has 5 exons. Lineage: Eukaryota; Metazoa; Mollusca; Gastropoda; Neomphalida; Peltospiridae. Bases 638 to 2059 code for a protein of 473 amino acids. Gene Ontology annotation, molecular function: DNA-binding transcription factor activity, RNA polymerase II-specific; RNA polymerase II cis-regulatory region sequence-specific DNA binding. The record is from RefSeq and is a predicted model, not a curated record. Gene Ontology annotation, biological process: regulation of transcription by RNA polymerase II; cell development; neuron differentiation. Gene Ontology annotation, cellular component: nucleus.